AUGGUGAUGGAAACGGAGUACUACGAUGUGCUCGGUGUUAGCCCAACUGCUUCAGAGGCUGAAAUCAAGAAAGCGUACUACAUCAAGGCACGCCAAGUUCAUCCAGAUAAAAACCCUAAUGAUCCUCAAGCGGCACACAAUUUCCAGGUGUUGGGAGAGGCCUAUCAAGUGUUAAGUGAUUCAGGUCAACGCCAGGCUUAUGAUGCAUGUGGGAAGUCAGGGAUCUCAACUGAUGCAAUCAUUGAUCCGGCGGCGAUAUUUGCAAUGCUUUUCGGAAGCGAACUUUUCGAAGGGUACAUAGGACAGCUUGCUAUGGCGUCGAUGGCUUCACUUGAUAUCUUCACUGAAGGUGAUCAGUUUGAUACCAAGAAGAUACAAGAAAAAAUGAAGGCUGUUCAGAAAGAAAGAGAAGACAAGCUUGCUCAGAUUCUCAAAGACCGACUUAACGAAUAUGUGGUUAACAAAGACGAAUUUGCUAGUAACGCUGAAGCUGAAAUGCUAAGACUCUCUCAUGCAGCUUAUGGUGUGGAUAUGUUGAACACAAUUGGGUAUAUAUAUGUAAGACAAGCAGCAAAAGAGCUUGGGAAAAAAGCUAUUUACCUCGGCGUACCGUUCAUUGCUGAAUGGUUUAGGAACAAAGGUCACUUCAUCAAAUCCCAGCUUACUGCUGCAACAGGCGCAUUCGCUUUGUUCCAGCUUCAAGAAGAAAUGAAAAGGCAGCUAAGUGCUGAAGGAAACUACACCGAGGAGGAACUUGAGGAAUAUCUUCAGGCCCAUAAAAGAGUGAUGAUUGAUUCACUGUGGAAACUCAACGUUGCUGAUAUCGAAGCCACUCUCUCCCGUGUUUGUCAGCUGGUUCUUCAAGAUCCUGAAGCCAAAAGAGAGGAGCUUCGUACAAGAGCGAGAGGAUUAAAAACUCUUGGGAGGAUCUUCCAGAGAGCCAAAACAGUUAGUGAGACUGAUCCUUUAUCAAGAACUGAACCUCAAAAAUUAAACGAAAACGAAAGGAACUACGAUGAUGAGGCUUCUACAUCGCCAAAAUCCAAUGAAGCAUCUCACUCUACCUCUGCUUCUCAGGAACCAAAAAGCCCCUACUUGGAGGAAGAACCGAAGCUCGGAGAUAAACAAUUCAACCAUUACUUUCCAAGACCCGCACCACCACCUGGCGCAGAGAAACACACUUCAACUGGCUAUGAUUGA
Messenger RNA from Microthlaspi erraticum, 1200 nucleotides. Lineage: Eukaryota; Viridiplantae; Streptophyta; Magnoliopsida; Brassicales; Brassicaceae. The record is from the annotation of a GenBank genome assembly.